CCGUCAAAUAAUAGUAGUUCUUCUCCCGGAAAUUUCCAAAGGAAAAGAAGUCCAUCUCAUCGUAGGGCUGCAGACCGCCGAUAUCCUGCUGGCGCCAUGGAAAAGACGAACACGGCCUCGACAGCAUCAACCAGGGCCAAAGCGCCCAAGAAGAGAAAUAGUGACGCACGUAAGGAGCAGAACAGAAUCGCGUCUCGCGCGUAUCGAGAGAAGCGGAAGCAAAAGCUGGCCCUAUUGGACGAGAUCCUCAAGUCCGACUCUCAGACAGAUUCGAUGAGUUCGGUGUCGGACGAUACUGAGGGCUAUACCGGACCGUGGCCGUUCCCCCAAAGUAGGCAUGCGUCAAACAGUCCCAUCCCCACGACGCUCUCCACGCCUCCCGCCGCUACGUCGUGGCCGACGACGAGUCAGCCCAUGUCGUCGGACGUCCAGGGUUACGGCCACAACAUCUACGACGGCUGGAUGAGCUGCUUCGACCGGCCGGACAACGCGCUGCCUACUAGCAACGACUACGUUCACCAGCUCAUCACCACCGAAAUCCCGGACCAUCCUUCUCCCCCAUACGGCAUGCAGCCUAUGCCGUCGAUAACAUCAACGCCGCCGACACCGCCUCUGCCGCUGGACCCGAUGCUUGUUGCUAAUCACGUUGUGCCACACCACCACUCGCAUCCCGUCCCGAACCAGAGCCUGUCCGGCCCGCCCGGCCUCCCGGUCUACGGGGACGACGAGAUCCAGCGACAGCUGUGGGUGUCUAGCCUCAAGGAUGACGCGUUGAUGGCGCUGGAGAGGUUCGCUGAGUACAGCCAUGUGCAGCAACGGCAGGUCCUGAGCCUGAUACAGAAGAGGAGAAGUCUGCCGCAGAACGCUACCGACGACCAAGGUAUGGAGUUUAGAUAUCUGGCCUGCCAAGGUACGCCUCCAACACAAUUCGCAAGCACCGACUACCGAAAGUACCAGAGCCCUCGGCACGACUCCAGGUAGCUUGCUCCAGGCGCUCACCGUGAAGACGCUUGACUCCGAGGUCGCGUAGACCGCAUGCUCGGCUCCCCGACGACCCCUCCUUGUGGGUUCUUCAUGGCCCCAGUCAAAAUUUGAAUUACCUAUACGCAUAUCCGUCCACUCACUCCACGAAUCGCCCGGCGAAAUUCUUCAGCC
Molecule: messenger RNA, 1155 nt
Organism: Durotheca rogersii
Lineage: Eukaryota; Fungi; Ascomycota; Sordariomycetes; Xylariales; Xylariaceae
Exons: 3
Coding region: 97-981 (294 amino acids)
Biological process (GO): regulation of DNA-templated transcription
Molecular function (GO): DNA-binding transcription factor activity
Source: RefSeq, a predicted model, not a curated record